Messenger RNA from Fibroporia radiculosa, 1854 nucleotides. RefSeq lists its product as uncharacterized. The record is from RefSeq and is a predicted model, not a curated record. The transcript has 3 exons. Bases 1 to 1854 code for a protein of 617 amino acids. Lineage: Eukaryota; Fungi; Basidiomycota; Agaricomycetes; Polyporales; Fibroporiaceae.
AUGAACAACCCAGGCAAGCGCUCGGACGAUUAUGACGAUGACUUCACGACUGUACGCCUCAGUCGCCAGCAAGGAUGGAGAUCUCGGACCUCCGUGAAGCUGAUUUGCUUGCUGUCUGCUCUCCUGGCCAUUCGGGCGUUUUGCUGGUCGGGCCUGAAGAAUUUCGUUAUAUCCCACGCCGAUGCAUUUCCCGAGCAAUUGACAGACCCUAUUUUCGACUGGGAUUCGAUCACGCCUUCCGUCGACAUCGAAUGGAAGCCGUGUUUCACUGACUUUCAGUGUGCGCGGUUGAUUCUCCCUCUUGACUAUCUCUCCCCGUCUGGUGUCGGACCGAAUGUGACCAUCGCGCUCCAAAUGCUUCCUGCAGCAGACAAAGGGAAUGCCAAAGGGACCAUAUUUAUUAACCCUGGCGGACCCGGGGGCUCAGGAACUGGGUUCGUGUUAGCUGCUGGGAAGAACAUGUCCCAAGUCGUUGGCAGGUCGUUCAAUAUUUUGGGUUUCGACCCGCGUGGCACAGGCGCCAGCACGCCGUCUGCUCAAUGCUUCGUCUCGGACUCACAGUAUAAGGCCUGGAAACUGCAAGCGGGCGAUAGAGUCCUCAACUUGACCGAUGGGUCCGUUGGUUUAGCGCUUGCGCGUGAAAGGGCGGUUGGAGCUAUGUGCAAAACGAUCUUGGCAGGAAACGGAAAGGAGGAUCCCGAUGGGACCGUGGAUGAAUGGGGUGCGGGUAGAUUUAUGAACACAGAAAGUGUUGCGACGGACAUGCUCCGAAUCACUGAGAAACUCGGUGAGGACCGCUUGAAAUACUGGGGAUUCAGCUACGGCUCAGUCCUUGGCCAGUAUUUCGCCGCAAUGUAUCCAGAUAAGGUUGGGCGGCUGAUCAUUGACGGGGUCUACGACGGAUACAACUAUCGCAAUACAUCAUGGAACUCGAAUCUAGCGGACGCGGACGCCGUUUGGGAGUCGUUUUUCACCUUCUGCAACCGGGCUGGACCAGAGAAGUGUAGCUUGUACAUGCCCAGCGUAGCGGAGGUCAAGGAUCGAGUUCUCGCCAUUAUGGAUCAUGUCGGCGAAGAACCUUUCCCCGUACCUUUUGCAGGGAGUGGUCCGCUCAUCGUGACGAGGAAAGCACUCCAUAACUUUGCCUUCCAGGCCCUCUACCGUCCAAUCCGUCAAUUCUCUUCUUUCGCCGAUGCCCUGUUAGCUGUAGAGCGAUCUAACCAAACCAUCUUAGCGGAGCUUUCGAAAGAACUUGGCGGAGGCUACGAAUGUAACUGCGAACGAGAGCUCCCGUGGCUUGUGAAGACAGAAGCAACUUCUGCCAUCAUGUGCGGAGACGGAGAGCCCAUAACGCACUCUCCAAAAGAGUUCCAGGAGUGGUUUUCCGGCUUGUCUGCAUCGUCCCAGUUUGCGUCGCCGAUCUGGGGCCUACAAUAUCUGCGGUGCGCAGGGUGGCAAAUUCGACCAAAGUGGCGAUACACGGGCCCGCUCGCGGCUGAGAACACGUCUCAUCCGAUCCUGGUUGUCUCCCCCAUGUACGACCCUGUAUGUCCGUUGAGCGAUGCCCGUGCAGUGCGUGCUCGAUACGGCGGCGCGGGAUUGCUGAUACAAAAUUCGUUCGGGCACUGCUCCCGGUCGGCGCCGUCACUGUGUACGGCAAAGUACGUGAGAGAGUACUUUGUGAAUGGGACGCUUCCAGAGGAAGAGACUGUUUGCGAGGUGGACGAACUGCCCUUCGUGGGCCCGGCUGCUGAAGGCUGGGAGAAGCUUAGUAGAUAUUCCGACGAGGACAGGAGUUUAAUGGAGGCUCUGCGAGGAUUGGCUGUGUCUGUGCCAAUUUCUGGAUUCAUUUGA